Messenger RNA from Arvicanthis niloticus (Nile rat), 4592 nucleotides. It is a transcript of the gene Fbxo31, whose product is annotated as F-box protein 31. Gene Ontology annotation, biological process: SCF-dependent proteasomal ubiquitin-dependent protein catabolic process. NCBI's taxonomy places the organism in Eukaryota, Metazoa, Chordata, Mammalia, Rodentia, Muridae. Gene Ontology annotation, molecular function: protein binding. The record is from RefSeq and is a predicted model, not a curated record. Gene Ontology annotation, cellular component: SCF ubiquitin ligase complex.
AUCGUUGUGCGUGCGCGCUCGCUCGCGUGCGCGCGUCCGCGGUGGUGACGGGCAUGGCGGUGUGUGCUCGGCUCUGCGGCGUGGGCCCCGCGCGUGGGUGCCGCCGCCGCCAGCAGCGCCGCGGCCCGGCUGAGACUGCGGCGGCGGACAGUGAGGCGGACACGGACCCCGAGGAGGAGCGCAUCGAGGCGGGGCCGGCGCGUUGCUCCCUGCUGGAGCUCCCGCCCGAGCUGCUAGUGGAGAUCUUCGCGUCGCUGCCCGGCACCGACCUGCCCAGCCUGGCGCAGGUCUGCAGCAGGUUCCGCCGCAUCUUGCACACGGACACCAUCUGGAGACGGCGUUGCCGCGAGGAGUAUGGCGUUUGUGAGAACCUGCGGAAGCUAGAGAUCACAGGCGUGUCUUGCCGGGACGUCUAUGCAAAGCUGCUUCACCGAUACAGACACAUUUUGGGGCUGUGGCAGCCAGAUAUUGGGCCGUAUGGAGGAUUGCUGAAUGUUGUGGUGGAUGGACUGUUCAUCAUUGGCUGGAUGUACCUGCCUCCUCAUGACCCCCACGUUGGGGACCCCAUGCGAUUCAAGCCACUAUUUAGAAUCCAUCUGAUGGAGAGGAAGUCGGCCACGGUGGAGUGUAUGUAUGGCCACAAAGGGCCCCACAAUGGCCACAUCCAGAUCGUGAAGAAGGAUGAGUUCUCCACCAAGUGUAACCAGACAGAUCACCACAGGAUGUCCGGUGGGAGGCAGGAGGAGUUUCGGACGUGGCUGAGGGAGGAGUGGGGUCGCACGCUGGAAGACAUCUUCCAUGAGCACAUGCAGGAGCUGAUCCUCAUGAAGUUCAUCUACACCAGUCAGUACGACAACUGCCUGACCUACCGACGGAUCUACCUCCCACCCAGCCACCCUGACGACCUCAUCAAGCCCGGCCUCUUUAAGGGCACCUACGGCAGCCAUGGGCUGGAAAUCGUGAUGCUGAGCUUCCACGGCUCACGAGCCAGGGGCACCAAGAUCACGGGUGACCCCAACAUCCCCGCGGGGCAGCAGACUGUAGAGAUUGACCUACAACGCCGCAUCCAGCUACCGGACGUGGAGAAUCUCCAGAACUUCAACGAGCUCUCCAGAAUCGUCCUGGAGGUCCGAGAGCAGGUGCGGCAGGAGCAGGAGGCUGGCGAGGUCCCCGCCCCAGCCUGGGAGCCUUCAGCCAAGGGCCCUGCUGGGCCACCAGUGAAGGACAGCAAAGAGCCUGGCAGUGGAGCUGAGGCAGCUGAGCAGCCGGCCUCGUCUGGGCAGGGACAGCCGUUUGUGCUUCCUGUGGGUGUCAGCUCAAGGAAUGAGGAUUACCCCCGCACCUGCCGGCUAUGCUUCUACGGCACGGGCCUCAUCGCCGGCCAUGGCUUCACGAGCCCUGAGCGCACCCCCGGCGUGUUUGUCCUGUUCGACGAGGACCGCUUUGGGUUUCUCUGGCUGGAACUGAAGUCCUUCAGCUUGUACAGCCGAGUCCAGGCCACCUUCCAGAACGCUGACGCGCCAUCGCCACAGGCCUUUGACGAGAUGCUCAAGAACAUCCAGUCUCUCACCUCCUGACCUCCACGUGGGCGGAGACGCUGCACCGGGGCCCCGGGUGGGGGAAGCAUGCACUUUAGAAAUGAACGCAGACCUCCUCAUUGGGGUCCUGGUCGCCCCGAGACGCUUCUUGUAUAGUGUGUAACAUAUUCUUGUACAUUUGAUUUGUUGGUAGCGAUGAAGGUUGAACGUUUAGCAUGGUGGGAAAAUAAAUGGAGUUGAGCCAGGGUGAGUCUGAAUGGCGGCUGCCUGUGGCACAGGGAUCAGAUGGAUGCCUGCAGGUCCUCUGGAGCAAGCGAAUGUCUUUAGGGUUACAAUGCAGCCACCAUGGGUCGUGGGGGCGGGCUUCUGCUGCACCCGUGCCCUUCCGAUGACCUAAACAGUCACUGCUGGGAGGCGAACUGUGGGAUUCCAUUUCCUCACUGGCUUGCCUAGAUUUUGGACAAGGGCAUUCCACCAUGGUCUGCUUUUCUGUCCUGGUUGCUAGGAGCCACCACUCUGGCCCCCAUGACCUCUAGGCCACACCUACUCUAACAGUAGAGCUAAGCUGUCAGGCCAGCCACUUGCUUGUCCCCAGCAGCCGCAUGCUCUCCCUUGGUCCUCUAUACAUGUAUAUCUGGAGGGCCUGCCCUGCUGGACACCACGUCCCUGAUGCGUUCAUUUCAGGGCUGUGCUGGUGCCUCUCCCGGUGUUGGCGGUGUCAGCGGCGGAUGCUGUGAAGGUCUUUGUAGGUGACUGGGAGAAGACAGUCCUCUAGACAGUCACACUUCUGUGUGGCCGUGUGCCUGGGCUUACCUGCUCGGAGACCCUGUGUGCUGGGGCAUGCUAGCAUCUGUGAUUGGGAACCCUGUCUGAGCCCAGCAUUAGUGUCUCCUAAGAGCAGAGACCAAGAGCUCAGACCUUUGGAAGCGCCUGCCAGAGCUUCCAGUGUUAGCAUGCUUCUAGGCUGCCCUUCCCCCACCCACCCCCCACCCCCCCGGCUGUUCAUCCUCUGUGGCUUCGGCAAGAACUCAUCCUACUGGUGAGGCACCUUAGGAAGAUGGCAGCCACAUAAGGAUGGCCUAUCCUGACAGCUGGAAGGGCCGGUACCCUCAGGAGAGGUGGUGUGGUGAAGGACCCUUGCAAGCUGGCUUUAGAAUGCUGGCUUGUUGUGAGCUGCAGCAGAACCUGCAGUGAGCUGCCAGGCUGGGUCCUGACCUCUAGUGUCUCUUGUAGAAUUGGGCCCCAGGCCUUUUGUUACCUCCUCUGUUAGUCAUGAGAGGCUUUGGACAGUGGUGGAUGUGACUAUGAAACCACAAGGUCAGUGGAGACCAGGCAGCUGGGCAUGCAGGUGGCUCUCGUCAGAUUUCACUGGAGAAAAACAAAAAGUAUGUGUUACCCAGAACCCAAGGCUUGCUCUGUGGCGGUUCUAGUUGGGGGUUUUCUUACGUGUCCUUGGCUGCUUCUGGUUAAGUAGGGGCAGUCACGCCAUGUUAGCCAACCAUACACUGGCUUUCCUAAACACACUGCUACAGAUGAGGGUUGAUGCGGGCUGACAUCCCUGUUGGAUGUAGCACUUCCUCAGAGAACAGCUAGGCCCCGGACUUCCGCUGGGGCAGGUGGACAUCUUUGUCCCUGGGCCUCACCAGGUUGGCACUGUUGGCUGGACAAGGUGCCUUGUGGGUUUAUUCACUUGGCCUGCCCUGCUGUGUGGAGAUAGAUGGUGUGGGUAAGGUCAAGGGCAAGCCUCAGGGAGUUUCUAGUGGGGACUGAAUUCUUUCAAGUGGGGAUAUUGCUAAUGUCUGCUUACAUCCUGAUUUGAUCAGGCCUGGCGGUGUCAGGACAUUGGCUGUCACUACUCAGACCUCAGACAUCUGCAGUCUGUCAGUGGUGGGAGCUCUGGACUCCAUGUCUUGGUCCUGCCUCACCUUGUGUCCCUUGGGCAUCAGCUGUCUGGCUCCUUGUGUCACGAGUUCAGACUCUGGGCCACUCUGCAUACUUCCAGUACUUCCUUUUGGGAUCUCCCCGUCCCUGCAUGUCUACCUAUAGAGCGGGUGCUUGCCAGUGGCUUCUGGCCAGAUGCUGCGCCAGUCAGGCCUUCCUCACAUCAUGCGGUGAGGCACUUGCCUGUUAGCCGCCUUCCUUCACCAAGAACCUGGAGCUGAGCAGGCUGUGGCCUGGCCAGCCAGGCCUCCUCCCUGGCUGCUGGCUGCUUACCCCAGCCCUCCAGUGGCUCUCUCUGCCAGGCUCGCUGUGAACAGCACACCACCUUUGUGUAUGUUCACUUUUUAGUACCUGUGGGCAUCAGUGGAGCAGAGCUAUCAGGCUCAGCUGUUAGGAUUUUGAGAACCCCAGGACACCCGCAUUUCCUAGUUUGGGGUUAUCUUUCUUAAGACAUUGGGGCACAGGUGACACCAAGCACCUCAUCUGUAGCGGGAUGCUGGGCAGAGCAGCUGAAUGUGCAGAGCCCCUUGCUCUGCUCCCUGCCUUUCUGUCUUGCCGGGGAAGUGUCCUGUGUCACCCUCACCUGGCUUGGAUCCACGUCCCCAGGUCACAUGCUGUGGAAGACCACGUCUGAGGUUCUGAGGUCUCCAGGGAGUGGGAUAGCUCUCUGGAGAAGCUGUAAAUGGGGUGGGGGUGGGGCACUAGUGUUCACAGCACCCCACAGCCCCAAUGGCCCAAUGACCUCCCAAGAAGGGUUUAAUGGUGGGUCGUGACACUGAAGGAACCUGCCGGGUGCUUCUGUGUGGCUGGAUCCUCUGCACGGAGACCAGCACAAAGCACCAGAAUGCUUUUCCAGCCUGUUUGGUGUGCUCACGAGCCUGUUUGGAGAGUGGGGUUUGUCUGGAGCAUGCCUUUCCCUCUCCCCUGCCAACUCUGGACAGAGGGUGGCUCUUAAAAGCUCUCUCAGGUCAGCUCUGCUUUGCCUAAGGGACAGGGAAGGACCCUGAAAAAGUAGCUGCUGUGUGCCUGGUGCCUGACGUCGCCUGUGACACUGGCCUAGGACGUGUGUGGCUCUCCCUUCAGUUCUCAGUAAACCUGUUUUUGAAGCCUUGU